ACCCGAACAUGUUCCGCUCGUUUCCUCUACGCGCACCGUCGAGUGUGCCACCCUCACCUACUUUCCGCCGAUGCUGUGUCUCUGUUGCCGCCCUCGCCGCCCCUUUCGCCCGCUCCACCCAUCACUCUCGCUCCCUCAACCGGCCCACCGCUCGGACUGCCUCUACUUUCCGCUGCUGUCGCUCAACAAGUCGCCUACAUGGUGGUAGACACUAUCCCCUUCCGGAUCCUCUCAUUUCCGCUUCUCUAGUGCAUGUCGAUCCCGUUUUCUGCGCCGUCUGCGUCCCACCCUCCCGACGCCUCGCAGCCACUCUCCUCCUCAUUUCCCCUGGCUACGUCACAUGAUGUGAGAUGAGGUCAUCACCGCCAUUUGCAUUGUCCCUACCUCGCACAUGCGCCUCGCGGUCAGGCCUCGCCCUCUAUCGCCAUACAUGCCUGCGUUCUCGGUCGUCCCACUCUCCUUCCGGUGGUCUGCCCCUUCUCCAUCGCUCCUUCUCUUGCCCGGCGGUGACUCCCUCGCUGUUCUGAGUUGACCCAAACUCGGCGCAAAUGCGACGGCGAAUUGCAGCACAAUUUUUUCUGUGAUCCGCGGCCGACCGGGACACAGCACCAAUCCGACAGACAAGUUGCGGAGCCUUUCCACCGCUCCAGACCACCUUCGGCGCAAGAUUACUCCCAUGCACUCCCGUCUGCUAUGGGAUGGAAGUCUUCAUGGAGCCACACUCCUUGGCUGUCCGUCCAAGGUCGACCUUGUUCCUCUUCGCCUCCGCCCGGCAAGCGGCUGGCACCGGCGCAAGCGACCGCCAGGUUCCACCAAGAGGAACACUCGGCGAGGUCGCCCUCUCCCGGCCACACUUGACACUAGUCGCCCAGACAUCGGCCAGUCAGUCGUUCACACAUGUCAGCAAGUCAGAGCCAUAGCCGGCGGGUGGUGUCGGAGAAUGAGGCGUCGGCGGCGGCGUCGGCGGCCAUCAAGGCCAUGCGGGCAAAGAGGGCUGCCGGCGGCAAGCGACGGGGCGUGAGCAUGGCAGCGGACGGCAGAGCGGUGGACCCGGAAGAGGUGGCGGCGCUGGCGGCGUACGGUGAUGUGCCUGUGGGCGAGCUGCGUUCGCGGCUGGAGCAUCUGCUGCAGUACCUCUCGGUCUGCGUCUCGCACCUGAUGACCUACGUCGAGUCGGUUGACGGCGCUGCGGUCUCGUCGCCGUCGGGCGACGCUGCCUCCGUCUCGCGGUUCAUGGUCCGCGAGCUGGAGCAGGCUAACGCGCUCUCGGCCGACAUUCGAUGCCUGCUACGCGUGCUCAAACUCCGACUCGUUGGCCCGCGUGGCGUUUAUGAUCCCUCGCUGCUGGCGGACGAACUGCGCCGGUUCGCCACCUACGGCUCUGCCCUCGCCGAUGUCCGCACCACCGUCCAGCGCCACGCCGAGUUUGCGCAGCACUCUGAAGCCUUUCCGGACGCGCCGACAGUCUCGGACCUGGCGCCGUACGACGAGGAUGCAGCCGCUGCGGCAAGCACGCUCCCGGCCGAGCCUACACGCUCGCGACUCUCGUCGUUUGUCUCGUUCUUCUACCCGUCCAAAGCGCCAUCGGCCGACGCUGGCUCGGCCGCCAGCCGUGAACACGAUGCUGCCGUCCCACUGCUCGCCGAUCCGGCGCGAGUCGGUAGCGUGGAGCUGCCGCCGGCCGGGCAAGCGCUCGAGCUUGUCUCCAUUCCAUACACCGAGGCCGACGCAGCGGCCGACGCAGCGGCCGAGGCAGCGCUCCGCUCCAAGUCGAUCGAAGAGAUCGAGUCGGACAUGGCCGAGCUCCACGCCAUGUUCCUCGACGUGGCGGCCAUGGUCGAGCAAGAUGGCGAGCAGCUGGAAGUCGCCGCCGCCAACAUCGAGGAGGCCGACGCCAAUGUCGAAGAGGGGACCCGCACGCUCUCGCUCGCCUCCAAGCUCGCGCACUUUGGCCUCCCGCUGGUCGGCGCAGGCGUCGGCGGCCUCCUCUUUGGUCCGGUGGGCGCCCUCGCCGGCGCCAAAGGCGCAUCUGCCAUGGGCGUCACCGCCGCUGGCGCCGGCCUCGGCUGGGCCUCUGUCAAGGGCAUCAUCAAGGCCGGCCGCCACUAG
This is a messenger RNA of Thecamonas trahens ATCC 50062, 2109 nucleotides long. RefSeq lists its product as uncharacterized. Bases 898 to 2109 code for a protein of 403 amino acids. NCBI's taxonomy places the organism in Eukaryota, Apusomonadida, Apusomonadidae. The transcript has a single exon. The record is from RefSeq and is a predicted model, not a curated record.